CUCUAAUCGUUUAAUUCCAGGUCGAUGGGGAGCCACAGACUCAAACGCCAUUGCAAGUGAACACAGCUUUUUAUUGCCAGAUGCAAGAUAUGCUUGUAAAGCCAGGAAUUCAGGAGCUACUAAAAUACAAUGACAUGUUAUUAUACCAGCAACAGGUGAAGAUCUUGUCAAGCGAAUUCAGUAACGAUCUUUCAAUCUUACUAUAUGUCCUGUACUAUAUUUUAUUCAUCUAUGAUGAGUCGGUGCUAUGCUUCUUUCUGCGAUGUUUUAUGCAGUUGGUUUUGUCCUAUGUGAUGUCUCCCUCGAAUGGUAGCGAUGAAAUGAUUCCAGGCCUUAGCCGGCUCAAUAUUUCCCGGUUAUCAGGAGUAACGGGGACAAAUUCCACUACUGCUGGAAGCACGGUUGCUAACAACAACGGAAAUGAACCUGGCAGGUCCGGCGAUGCUAACAAUGAACUUAACGUUGAUACCAUCGCAUCCACAGAGAGCUUUGACGAUAUUGAAGCCUUGUUUUCACGGUGGACUGUGGCGGAUAAGGUAAAGUUUGUACAGAAGAUCCUACUGUGUCUGGCUGUUGGAUGGGGUUUGAUGAUUGUGUAUCAACUUGCUUUUUGUCUGGAUGAUACUUACGGCGCUAUAAGCUAUAGCGUUUUUGGUUCUUUAAACAAGAGUAUACGGCAAAGUGCUUAUUCGAAUAAGCAUUAUGCAAAUCUUGAUCAAUGGUCUUCGGAGAAUGCAUUCACCACAGGAUCUGUGCUGUUGAAUAUGAUUGGGGAAACCAAGCUAAGGUCAAAAUUUAUGAAAUUUUUUACUAUCAUCAUGCUAGACUGCUUUAUCAUUACGAUACAAUUGAUUGAGGUUUUACUGAAUUAUAUAGUGGGUUUUGGAAUAGUAGAAAGGAUAACAGAGGGUGCUAAUAGCACCAACGAUCCACAGAGGGAAUAUGAUGGGCGUCAAGGGAGGACCACUAUUCUCAAACUCAAUCCAUUUGAAGCUUUUGGGAAACUAUGAAACUGUAAGCUACUUUUCAUAUCAGUUUUCUGUAAUUCGAUGUACAUACGCACAUGCAGAAGAGACCAAAUGAGUAUUUGGAGCUUCCUGUA
Messenger RNA from Pichia membranifaciens NRRL Y-2026, 1102 nucleotides. RefSeq lists its product as hypothetical. The record is from RefSeq and is a predicted model, not a curated record. The transcript has a single exon. NCBI's taxonomy places the organism in Eukaryota, Fungi, Ascomycota, Pichiomycetes, Pichiales, Pichiaceae. Bases 81 to 1010 code for a protein of 309 amino acids.